UUAUGCAUUUGUUCUUAGUUUGGCAGACUUGAUGCCUAAAGUAAAGGUACAAGCAGUUGAAACAGUUGAAGGUUGUACCCAUGAGGUUGCUCUUCCUGCAGAUGAAGACUUUAGAACCUUAAAACCAAGAACUGGAAAAGCUGCAAAGGAAUAUCCAUUCAUUCUUGACGCUUUUCAAAGAGAGGCUAUUCUGUGUGUGGAUAACAAUCAGUCAGUUUUAGUGUCUGCUCAUACAUCAGCAGGGAAGACAGUAUGUGCAGAGUAUGCCAUUGCUUUGGCUUUAAGGGAAAAACAACGUGUGAUAUUUACCAGCCCAAUUAAAGCUCUGAGUAACCAAAAAUACCGGGAGAUGUAUGAAGAAUUUCAAGAUGUCGGUUUGAUGACUGGGGAUGUCACCAUUAAUCCUACAGCAUCUUGUCUUGUAAUGACAACAGAGAUUUUGAGAAGUAUGCUUUACAGAGGUUCUGAGGUCAUGCGUGAAGUUGCUUGGGUUAUAUUUGAUGAAAUUCAUUACAUGAGGGAUUCAGAACGUGGUGUGGUAUGGGAAGAAACCAUUAUUCUACUCCCAGACAAUGUUCAUUAUGUGUUUCUUUCUGCCACUAUCCCAAAUGCACGACAAUUUGCUGAAUGGAUAUGCCAUCUUCACAAACAGGUACAAUUUUACAUGGGGCAAAAAGUUUAUGCAUGCACUUUUUUUCUUUCAGAUGAAGAAAAAAGAAUGGUUGAAGAAGUGUUUAACAAUGCAAUAGACUGUUUGUCUGAUGAAGACAAAAAACUUCCUCAGGUUGAGCAUGUACUUCCACUUCUGAAGCGUGGCAUUGGAAUCCACCAUGGGGGUUUGCUUCCUAUUCUAAAGGAAACCAUAGAAAUACUUUUCUCUGAAGGACUGAUAAAGGCCUUAUUUGCGACAGAAACUUUUGCUAUGGGCAUAAAUAUGCCAGCAAGGACAGUGUUGUUCACAAGUGCUCGAAAGUUUGAUGGGAAAGAUUUCCGAUGGAUUACUUCUGGUGAAUAUAUCCAGAUGUCUGGUCGUGCUGGGCGUCGAGGCAUGGAUGAUAGAGGAAUAGUUAUUCUUAUGGUGGAUGAGAAGAUGAGUCCAACAGUUGGAAAACAGCUUCUAAAGGGAUCUGCUGACCCUCUAAACAGUGCUUUCCAUUUGACAUACAAUAUGGUAUUGAAUUUGCUGCGUGUAGAAGAAAUUAAUCCAGAAUACAUGUUAGAAAAGUCUUUUUACCAGUUCCAGCAUUACAGAGCUAUUCCAGGAGUAGUUGAAAAGGUAACUAAGUUGGAACAGCAGUACAAUGAGAUUGAAAUUCCAAAUGAGGAAAAUGUGGUCAUCUACUAUAAAAUCAGACAACAACUUGCUAAACUGGGCAAAGAAAUAGAAGAGUACAUUCACAAGCCAAAGUACUGCUUGCCGUUUUUACAACCAGGAAGAUUAGUAAAAGUAAAAAAUGAAGAUGAUGACUUUGGCUGGGGAGUUGUGGUGAAUUUCUCUAAGAAGUCCAAUGUUAAGCCAAACUCUGGUGAACUGGAUCCACUAUAUGUUGCUGAAGUUCUUUUGCACUGUAGCAAAGAGAGCUUGAAAAAUUCUGCAACUGAGGCUGCAAAGCCAGCAAAACCUGGUGAGAAAGGGGAGAUGCAGGUUGUUCCAGUUUUGGUGCAUCUUCUGUCAGCAAUCAGCAGUGUUCGACUUUAUAUACCAAAAGACUUGAGACCUCUUGAUAAUAGGCAGAGUGUAUUGAAGUCAAUUCAGGAAGUACAGAAACGAUUUCCUGAUGGAGUUCCUUUGCUAGAUCCCAUUGAUGACAUGGGGAUUAAAGAUCCAGGUCUAAAAAAAGUAAUUCAAAAAAUAGAAGCAUUUGAGCAUAGGAUGUAUUCUCAUCCACUUCACAAUGAUUCUAACUUGGAAACUGUGUACAAACUUUGUGAAAGAAAAGCACAGAUUGCUAUAGAUAUUAAAGCAGCAAAACGGGAACUGAAGAAAGCCAGGACAGUUUUACAAAUGGAUGAGCUCAAGUGUCGUAAGCGUGUUUUGAGAAGGUUGGGUUUUGCAACCUCUUCAGAUGUCAUAGAGAUGAAAGGACGAGUUGCUUGUGAAAUUAGCAGUGCAGAUGAGCUGUUGUUGACUGAAAUGAUGUUUAAUGGGCUUUUCAAUGAUUUAUCUGCAGAACAAGCAACUGCUUUACUAAGCUGCUUUGUAUUUCAAGAAAAUUCCAGUGAAAUGCCAAAACUAACAGAACAGUUGGCUGGCCCCCUCCGUCAAAUGCAGGAAUGUGCAAAAAGAAUUGCAAAAGUAUCAGCAGAAGCUAAAUUGGAAAUUGAUGAGGAAAAUUACCUAAACUCCUUUAGGCCUAACUUGAUGGAUGUGGUGCACACAUGGGCUAAUGGAGCAACAUUUGCUCACAUAUGCAAAAUGACAGAUGUCUUUGAAGGGAGCAUAAUUCGAUGUAUGCGGAGGCUAGAAGAACUGCUUCGACAGAUGUGCCAAGCAGCAAAGGCCAUUGGAAACACAGAACUGGAAAACAAAUUUGCAGGAGGCAUUACCAAAAUCAAGAGAGACAUUGUGUUUGCUGCAAGCCUUUACUUGUAGGAAGUGUUUUCUUGAAGUGGUGUGUGAAGAGUACUAGCAUCUAUUCUGCCAUGAAGAUUACCAUUUCUUCCUCUUUCCAAGCAAGACAGAUGCUUAAAUUUCUUAAUUUGUAUGUAUUUCAGCAUGAGCCUUAUACUAGCAAAGCAUAUUACAUAAGCCAUUGCUGUUUGUACAUAAGUAUUAUCACAUUAUUUUAAUUAAAAAAGAGCCAGAAUACUGUGUUUUUAAAGCAAA
Messenger RNA from Varanus komodoensis (Komodo dragon), 2827 nucleotides. It is a transcript of the gene MTREX, whose product is annotated as Mtr4 exosome RNA helicase. Gene Ontology annotation, cellular component: nucleus. Lineage: Eukaryota; Metazoa; Chordata; Lepidosauria; Squamata; Varanidae. The coding region runs from base 32 to 2593 and encodes 853 amino acids. The transcript has 22 exons. Gene Ontology annotation, molecular function: ATP binding; RNA helicase activity; RNA binding. The record is from RefSeq and is a predicted model, not a curated record. Gene Ontology annotation, biological process: RNA catabolic process; maturation of 5.8S rRNA.